GUGCAUCUAUCUUCCAUUCACAUCACAGUCUCUGUCAGUAUCAGAUAAAGCGCUAUCAUGGGGCAAAGUGGGGCAUCUCUUUUUCCAAAAGGGAUCCUCUCCAUUAACCUUCACUUCGGCUUCGUGCUGGCAUCCGUGUGGCUGUCAUCGCUGGGACCCGUAGAGAGUGACAGCGGUUUUUUAAAACGAACCGGCGAGGAUCGGUUUCUUGACAGCCGCGGCGGUGUGUUUGGAAGAAGCGCUGCUGUCGAUGGAGAGAUUGCUCGUACGGGAGCCGCACGCUUCAGGAGAGCACUUUCCCAAGAUAAAGUCGCCCCAUCCCAAGAUAAAGUCGCCCUGCUCAGCAGCUCGUUCGUGUUGAAAGGAGACGCGACACAUAACCAAGCAAUGGUGCAUUGGACCGGGGAGAACAGCAGUGUUAUAUUGAUCCUGACCAAGUAUUACCAUGCAGACACUGCAAAGGUUCUGGAAAGUUCCAUUUGGAGGUCCACUGAUUAUGGAACAACCUACACCAAGCUGAAUCUGCUGCCUGGCACAACUAUAGUCGUCACCAACUUCUACAUCUGUCCCAGAAACAAGAAGAAGGUACUUCUUGUGAGUUCUUCCAUCAAUGAACAGGACCACAUGCUUUUCAUUAGCACAGAUGAGGGAAGCAAUUUUCAGAGACAGCCUCUCACAUUCUCCGUAGAGACUCUGGUCUUCCAUCCGAACGAAGAAGACAAGCUGCUAGCCUACAGCAAGGAUAAACAGCUCUAUGUAUCUACAGACUUAGGCAGAAAGUGGACUCUGCUACAAGAACGAGUGACAAAGGACCGCUUUUUCUGGUCUGUGGCCAAAGUUGAUACUGAUCCUGAUCUUGUACACAUGGAAAUGCAGGAUACCAGUGGAGGUUUCCUCUAUGUGACCUGUUUGAUUCAAAAUUGCUCUGACAAAAUGGUGACUGCUCAGUUCCUCGGCAAGAUUGACCAUAACUCACUCUCUGUGCAGGAUGAUUACAUUUUUGUGAAGGUGACAACUGGAAACAGAACCAAACAUUACGUUUCUUACCGUCGGAAUGAAUUUGUUCAGAUGAAGUUUCCAAAGUACGCCUUACCAAAGGAUGUGCAGAUAGUCAGCACAGAUGAGAACCAGGUGUUCCUCGCUCUCCAGGAGUGGUACCAGACUGACACUUACAACCUCUACCAAUCGGACCCACAGGGUGUCUACUAUUCCAUUGUAUUAGAGAACGUCAGAAGCACCAAGCAGCCAGAAGAAAAUGUCCUCAUUGACAUCUUAGAGAUCCGUGGAAUUAAAGGAGUAUUUCUGGCCAAUCAGAAAGUGGAUGGGAAGGUGACCACACUCAUCACAUUCAACAAGGGCCGUGACUGGGACUACCUUAACCCACCUUCCACGGACAUGAACGGGAAACCAGCAAGCUGCAAACCGCCGGAUUGCUAUCUUCACAUGCAUCUCCGGUGGGCAGACAAUCCAUACGUGUCAGGGACUGUGCACACCAAAGACUCUGCACCAGGACUGAUCAUGGGGGCUGGCAAUAUGGGCUCUCAAUUGGUCGAGUACAAAGAAGAAAUGUAUAUUACUUCCGACUGUGGGAAAUCCUGGAGACAGGUCUUUGAAGAAGAACACCAUAUUCUGUACCUAGAUCACGGUGGAGUUAUAGUUGCUAUUAAGGACACUUCCAUCCCCCUCAAAAUACUCAAAUUCAGCAUAGAUGAAGGUCGGACUUGGACUAUUCACAAUUUCACCAGCACCUCGGUUUUUGUGGACGGGCUUCUAAGUGAACCUGGAGAUGAGACUCUUGUUAUGACGGUUUUUGGCCAUAUAAGUUUCCGGUCAGACUGGGAGUUAGUGAAAGUGGACUUUCGACAGUCUUUUCCAAGGCAGUGCACAGAGGCCGAUUACGAUGCAUGGAAACUAACCAGCCUUAAGGGGGAGACAUGCAUCAUGGGUCAGGAGAGGAGCUUCCGGAAGAGAAAAGACUCAACGUUUUGUAUCAAAGGGAAGAGCUUCACUUCAGCCCUGACCUCCAGGCCCUGCCAGUGUACAGAGAAAGAUUUCAACUGUGACUACGGCUUUGAGCGGGCAGCCAGUCUGAAGUCUGAAGGCGAUCGAUGCUUUGCAGACUUCUGGCAUGACCCUGACUCCCCUCCUGAUGACUGUAUCGUAGGGCAUUCCUAUGCCUCCAGCACAGGCUACAGGAAGGUGGUGUCCAAUAUCUGUGAGGGAGGAGUGAACAAACAGCAGAGUUCCAAACAGCAUGGAUGUCCUCUGCAGGCCCCCAGAGGUCUGCAGCUUGGAAUCAAAGGAGAGACCUUGGGUGUGGGCCCUGGAGAUGACAUCACCUUCAUUGUGAGACAGGAGCAGGGAGACACUGUAAACACCAAGUACCAGGUGGAUCUGGGUGAUGGGUUUCGAGCCAUCUAUGUGAACCUGACAGUGACUGACGAACCUAUUCAGCACCGCUAUGAGAAGCCUGGUAUCUACCGGGUCACUGUGAAGGCAGAGAACACAGCAGGGCAUGAUGAGGCUAUGGUCUACAUUCAGGUCAACUCUCCCCUUCAGGAAGUGCAUUUAGAAGUGGUGCCGAUUGCUGGAAGGAACCAGGAAGUUAACUUGACAGCAGUUAUCCUCCCUGCAGCCACCAAUCUCACAGUCUUCUACUGGUGGAUCGGAGACAACCUUCAGCCUAUCCUCUCCUUAGAGAACAGCCUGAUUACCAAAUUCCCAAAGACCGGUGAAGUGAUGGUGACAGUUCAGGCAGCCUGUGGAAGGUCCAUGGUCCAGGAUACCAAAACAGUACGGGUGUUUGAUCAGUUCCAAGUUCUUCCUCUGAAGUUCAGCAAAAGCCUCGAUCCUUUCAAUCCAAAUAUCCCCGAGUGGAGAGCUGACAUUGGGCAGGUUGUCAGCAGAAUACUAGCAAAGAUAACUGACAUUCCACAGGUAUCCCUGGUGACUGUGGUGAAGCCUGACCUUCCAACCACAGCAGCCUUGUAUGUGCUUCCACCAGAGAGUACACCAGAGAAGAAAAGAAGCACAGCUGUUGAUAAGAGGAUACCCGCCAUAAAGCAAGCUCUUAAUGGGAACAAUGUUAGCUUUAUAGUGAGAGGGGGCCUGGUAGUGUUUGUAAACCUGGAGGACUCUGAUUCGGAGUCUCGGCAGAGUGGUGCAGGUGGUGGAUUCUGGGCUGUGGCAGUGAUCUUUGUUGUCUGCUUGGUUGCAGUAGGAUCAUUCAUUCUCUACAAAUUCAAAAGAAAACUGCCUGGUAGAAGCGUUUAUGCCCAAAUGCACAAUGAAAAAGAACAGGAAAUGACCAGUCCUAUCAAUCACAGCGAGGACACCCAGAACAUCAUCCAGGGGGAGGAGUUUAUUGAUGACGAUCUUGAUUCGCAAACAUUAGGUAACGCUGGAGGUAAUCACUCUGGUGUGGUUCUGAGCAUAAACUCCAGAGAACUGCACAGUUACUUGACCAGCUGAUGGUUACAGCAUCAAUAAACUGCCAAGACUUGUCUCUAUAUUUUAUUGUUCAGUCCUGCAACACUAGCAGAAGGAAAAGCAGGAUAUUCUCAGUUGAUACUACAGCAACCAGUCAUUUUCAAGGAAAAAAAAUAGUGUUUCUGUAAUCUGAGGAGGGGGAGAAAAGUGGGUCUCACUGUUUCUCAAAUGACUCUACCUGUUAUCACCUUUUUCUUUUUUACUAAAGAACAAAAACAUAACCACUAUACUGUGCUUUGAAAGAGGACAUGGCGCUAACGUUUCCUAUUAUGUCUACUUUCAAGUCUAGUUACUGUAGCUUUCAUUACAGGUUAUAUCUAAUUAAAUGCAUACUAUUUGGCAGCAGUUUUGUCAAACAGCUGCCUAGUCUUAACUGUGUUCUUGUGCAGGUAGCAGUAUUUUGAAUUAUAUUCAUACAAUAUCUAUUGGGUCAGUAUGUGUGAACCCAUGUUCACUUAAGAAGGCUCUGCUCACAUCUUGUGCUGUGACUCUGUGCACUAAAUCACCAUGCUUUUAGUGUGUCGAAUCCCUGCACAGCCCCACACGUGGCUUCAUCUCACAACAAGAUGUUUUGUGGAUCUCACAUCUCGCCUUACUAGGUAUUAGGAAGGUCAACUGGAAAUUCAUAUCUAGUAUUCUGCUUUGAGUAGCCGACAAAAACUGAAGAUCCUGACCUAGGCAUUAAUAAGGAUGGCAUUGUACAAGAACAGCUUCAGGCUGGAUCCACUGCUCUGUUGUGGUACUAAUUUAGAGGAGGUGAUAGAUGGCACCACAUACUAAAUCGUUAAAGAUUAAUUUCUUUCUGUGGAAUCUAUCCAAACAUCGGUUUGUUUAUAGAAGUACAUAUGACAAAUUAUCCUGGUCUCUCUUCCUCAGACCCACACACAAAUAUCACCACCCGCAAACAAAGCAGGGUGCUAAUUUUACAUUAUUUAUUCAAUUUAUUUUACCUGAAAAACAGAUAUGGUUAAAGGAUUCACAAAACAUUGAAGUUUGAGAAAAAGGAAAGUGCUAUGGUUUUGCAUUCUAACAGAAUUAUCUUUAAAGAGUAUGUAGCGGGGUUCUGAAAAAUAUUGUUUUACACGCCCCCAUGCGUUGCUACAACUGAUUAAAUAACUUAUCUGUAACUUCCUUCUUUUCAUUGUUAACAUCCUGACAACUUUUUGCAUUUAUAACUUUAAAGUCUGUUUGAAGCUCUUUUUAAAAU
Polyodon spathula (Mississippi paddlefish) is the source of this 4696-nucleotide messenger RNA. RefSeq names its product sortilin-related VPS10 domain containing receptor 2 (gene sorcs2). Lineage: Eukaryota; Metazoa; Chordata; Actinopteri; Acipenseriformes; Polyodontidae. The coding region runs from base 58 to 3471 and encodes 1137 amino acids. Gene Ontology annotation, molecular function: protein binding. Gene Ontology annotation, cellular component: membrane. The transcript has 27 exons. The record is from RefSeq and is a predicted model, not a curated record.